Molecule: messenger RNA, 1809 nt
Organism: Magallana angulata
Lineage: Eukaryota; Metazoa; Mollusca; Bivalvia; Ostreida; Ostreidae
Product: C-type lectin mannose-binding isoform-like
Exons: 5
Coding region: 934-1584 (216 amino acids)
Source: RefSeq, a predicted model, not a curated record
UGUUUAGUUUUCUUUUUUUGGUGAUCUUUAUUUUCUUAUCAUCUCUUUUUUUUAACUGAACUUUGAUGUUACAGAUUGAAUUGGACGUUUAUUGAUCCUAGAGUUAUUCAACUUUCAACUAAUUGGUAUUUGAUUUUUAUCGAACAUGACAUGUUUAGGCAAAACGAAUUUAUCCAUAUAUAAUCUUUAUUUAACAAUUUUUUAAAUUUAAAUUUGCCUAAUUAAUCUGCCCGGACUAAUGUAGAGAUCAAACAUGAUUCCAGUGAUAACUUAUUCAUAUAGAAGAAUUGGAUGUCAAAAUUAUAAACGUUUAACCAAUUGAUUGGUAAUACGAAUGUUUAAGCACAUUUGCACACUUUACAUGAAUACAUGAAGAGAUAUUAAAAUAGAUGUAGAAAGGGUAUCAUCAUUGCAGGAAUGAUUUGUUCAGUCUGCAGACGCAACUUUUAUUGCUGUCUCCACACUUAUUUGACCACUAAAGAUGUUUGAUUUAUUGCAACAAUUAUCUUUUAGAACUUUCGAUGUGAUAUAGGUCUAGUGAUUUUUGCAUAUUCUAUAUACUUUAUCAUAUCUAUUUUCCAUAAAUGAUAAGCCCAGUUUCUAUCAGUAUUAUAUGUAUGUGUUUUUUAAAUAAACAAAAAAAUGAUAACAUUCACCGUUUUAGUGCAUAUUCUGGUUAUAUUAACCGUUGAAUUUUUUCAGAAUGGUGGGUAAAUAUUUUGCCUUUUUUCCAUCUGAUAAAUUUUGUGUCAGGUUGUAGCCAGGACAGUUUUUAACUGAUUCUAUCAUUUGCAUGAUUCGUCGAAUUUAUCACGCAAUUUAGCAAUCAGCAAUAUGUGCAAGUAAAACAAUAUCCUGUAUAUAUAAUAUGGGAUUGGGUUUAUUCUAACUAUUACCACCACAUCUUUUUUGAAGUUCGGUCAAGAAGGGAGUAUGUUAAAAAUCUGGAUCACUUUGACGCUCUAUUUAAGCAUUGGCUAUGCAGCAAAUCGUGACGUUAGGUUAAAGGUUAAUUGUUCGACCUUGCUUAACAAGAAGCUGUUCCAUCUUCAUUCAAAUCUGUGGCAUGUGUCCAAGUCAAGUGAGGUUUACCUUAAGGAAAGUGUCUUCUUGACCACUUUUGAAACAAGAUGUUCGAAUGAGAGGUGCUUAACACGGACAUCCAUGGCAAAACAUGUUCCAGUACCUAAAGUUUGUCCAAAAGGGUGGAAAUCGAGAAAGGGGAGUUGUUAUCAAGUGUUUUCGGAAAAGGUGAACUGGUUCCAAGCCCAGAUGAAUUGUCGAAAACAUGAUAGCACGCUUGUUCAAAUUGAGGAUGAACUUGAAAACCAAUGGUUAAAGAAACAAUAUCCUGAUAUUAAAAUGGCAACAUGGAUUGAUGCCGUUGAUUUAGGAAAAGAAGGACAAUGGAUGUGGUUCUCAUCCGGAAAAACCGCAGCCUAUCUCCCUUGGUUCAGUGGUGAACCAAACAAUCACAAUUCAAUUGAACACUGUGCUGUAAUAUUUCAUAAUGGCAAUGAAAAAUGGAACGAUACAAAAUGUCACCACAGCUUUUAUUUCAUGUGCGAGAAAAAAAUAUACUAGUCUACAAAUUGUAAUCGUGAAAAUUUUAUAUUAUUCAAAAUACCCAGAGUGAUUGAAUAAAGUAGACAUAUGCAUAUUAAAUGAUUCAUUUGUAAUUGAUAAAUCAUAAUAAUUCCUAAACAACGAAACACUGAUUCUGAUCGCAUUUUUCCAAUUUGUUUUACAACUCCAAACGUCUGGGCAGGUUGUUUUAGAAGGUUUCGGCCUCUAGUCAGUUGUUUUAUA